This is a messenger RNA of Fukomys damarensis (Damara mole-rat), 4155 nucleotides long. It is a transcript of the gene Atp13a5, whose product is annotated as ATPase 13A5. The record is from RefSeq and is a predicted model, not a curated record. Lineage: Eukaryota; Metazoa; Chordata; Mammalia; Rodentia; Bathyergidae. Bases 257 to 3862 code for a protein of 1201 amino acids. Gene Ontology annotation, cellular component: late endosome membrane. The transcript has 30 exons. Gene Ontology annotation, molecular function: ATPase-coupled monoatomic cation transmembrane transporter activity; polyamine transmembrane transporter activity; ATP hydrolysis activity. Gene Ontology annotation, biological process: intracellular calcium ion homeostasis; polyamine transmembrane transport.
CACAUCUAGCUCAGUAAAUAAACAUGAGGAAGAAAAAACACACAUCAAGCGGAUAGAUUAACAGACCAAUCCUGUGAUCGAGGAGAGGAUUUCCUCUCUUUCCAUUGUUGGUCUAAUCGGCAAGGUGUGUGCCAACAGAUUUUAUAAGCACCUGAGAACAGCAGUGACAAGUAGCGACUGAGUUCAAAGACACACAGGUUGUUCUGGUACUUUCCCAAGGAGUUGGCCAGGAGGGACCCGGACCAAUCUGCUCUAGAUGGAGGGGAACAGUAAGAAGGAGCAUCGGGCUUUGCUCAACCCAGGAGAAGAGAAUGAGCUGGAGGUGUUCGGCUACAAUACCCAGACUCUGCGGAGAGCCAUGUGCCUUGUCACGUCUGUGCUGACUGCUGGGGCCCUUCAGCUGGUGUUCUACUGGAGGCCCGAGUGGAGGGUGUGGGCCAACUGCAUCCCAUGCCCUUUGCAAGAAGCAGACACUGUUUUGCUGAGGACAACGGAUGAAUUUCAAAGAUAUAUGAGGAAGAAAGUGCUCUGCCUCUCCUUAUCCACGCUGAAGUUUCCUAUGAGCAAGCACUCAGAAGACCCCUUGGUGGCCGACUGCCACUCUGUCAUUAACCGAGCCGUAGUGAAACCGGAAUUAAAACUGCGAUGCAUCCAAGUGCAGAAAAUCAGGUACGUGUGGGAUCACCUGGAGAAGCGUUUUCAGAAAGUGGGGUUGCUGGAAGAUAGCAACACCUGCUAUGACAUCCAUCAUACGUUUGGCUUGGGUCUGAGCACUGAAGAGCAAGAGGUCAGGAGACUUGUGUGUGGGCCCAAUGCCAUCGAGGUUGAAAUCCAACCCAUAUGGAAACUGCUUGUUAAACAGGUUUUAAAUCCGUUCUAUGUAUUCCAAGCCUUCACCCUAACUCUGUGGCUGUCCCAGGGCUACAUAGAGUACUCUGUGGCCAUCAUCAUUUUGACCAUUAUCUCCAUUGUCUUAAGUGUGUAUGAUUUGCGACAGCAAUCCGUUAAGCUGCACAAGCUUGUGGAAGAUCACAACAAAGUCCAGGUUACCAUCAUGGUAAAGGACAAAGGUUUGCAGGAGCUGGAAUCCCGCCUCUUGGUUCCCGGAGAUAUUCUUAUUCUUCCAGGAAAAUUGUCCCUGCCAUGUGAUGCUGUUCUGAUUGACGGGAGCUGUGUGGUGAACGAAGGCAUGCUCACAGGAGAAAGCAUACCUGUUACGAAGACACCACUGCCGCACGCGGAGAACACCAUGCCCUGGAAGUCCCACAGCUUGGAGGAUUAUCGGAAACACGUGCUUUUCUGCGGUACAGAAGUUAUCCAAGUCAAGCCCUCUGGGCAGGGGCCUGUAAGAGCUGUUGUUUUGCAAACAGGUUACAAUACAGCAAAAGGGGACUUAGUGCGAUCCAUCCUCUACCCCCGGCCUCUGAACUUCAAGCUAUACAGUGAUGCCUUCAAGUUCAUGGUUUUCCUGGCCUGCCUUGGUGUCCUGGGGUUUUUCUAUGCCCUAGGGAUAUACAUGUACCAUGAAGUCUCUCCGAGAGAUACGACAACCAUGGCCCUGCUCCUCCUCACUGUGACCGUCCCUCCUGUGCUGCCAGCAGCUCUGACCAUUGGCAUCGUGUAUGCCCAGAAGAGGCUGAAGAAGAAGAAGAUCUUCUGCAUCUCCCCACAGAGAAUCAACAUGUGUGGGCAGAUCAACCUCGUGUGCUUUGACAAAACAGGCACUUUGACGGAAGAUGGGCUAGAUCUCUGGGGCACGGUUCCUACUGCUGACAACUGUUUCCAGGAAGUCCACAGUUUUGAUUCGGGCAAGGCCGUGCCAUGGGGCCCCCUGUGUGCGGCCAUGGCCAGCUGCCACUCUCUGAUCCUUCUCGAUGGGACCAUCCAGGGGGACCCUCUGGACCUCAAGAUGUUUGAGGGCACUGCCUGGGAAAUAGAAGAUUGCAGUGUAGACUCCAGCAAAUUUGGCCUGUCAGAUUCAAACACAGUCAUAAAACCGGGACCAAAAGCCAGUCAGAGUCCCGUGACAGCCAUUGUCAUCUUGCUCCAGUUUCCAUUUUCCUCGAGUCUGCAGCGGAUGUCUGUGGUCGCUCAGCUGGUCAGGGAGGGCCACUUUCAUGUCUACAUGAAGGGCGCCCCGGAAAUGGUGGUCAGAUUCUGCAGAUCCGAAACAGUGCCCAAGAAUUUCCCAGAGGUGCUGAGGAAUUACACAGUACAAGGAUUCCGUGUGAUUGCCCUAGCCCAGAAAGUCCUGAGGAUGCGGAAGGUUUCAGAAGUGGAGCAUUUAACAAGGGAGAAAGCAGAGUCAGAGUUAACAUUUCUGGGACUUCUCAUCAUGGAGAAUCGCUUGAAAAAGGAAACCAAGCCGGUUUUGAGGGAACUAAGUGCGGCCCACAUCAGGACUGUGAUGAUUACAGGUGACAAUCUUCAAACAGCUAUUACUGUUGCAAAGAAUUCUGAAAUGAUUCCUCUGGGCAGCCAGGUGAUCAUUGUUGAAGCCAAUGAACCGGAAGAGAGUUCUGCUGCUUCUGUGACCUGGCAGCUGGUAGAGAAGCAAGAGACUGGACCAGGGAAGGAUGAAACCUACAUUAAUAUUGGAAACAGCUCAUUACCUGAUGGGGGAAGAGGGAGCUGUUACCAUUUUGCAAUGACUGGGAAAUCGUACCAAGUGAUAUUUCAGCAUUUCAACAGCUUGCUUCCAAAAAUUCUGCUGAAUGGAACCAUUUUUGCAAGAAUGUCUCCGGGGCAGAAAUCAAGUCUAGUUGAAGAAUUUCAGAAAUUAAAUUACUGUGUGGGCAUGUGCGGAGAUGGAGCGAACGACUGCGGGGCUUUGAAAAUGGCUCAUGCAGGCAUCUCGCUGUCAGAGCAGGAAGCAUCGGUCGCAUCCCCCUUCACCUCCAAAGCAGCCAACAUCGAGUGUGUGCCGCAUCUCAUCAGAGAAGGCCGCGCUGCUCUGGUUUCAUCAUUUGGGGUGUUUAAAUACUUGACCAUGUAUGGAAUAAUCCAAUUUGUUGCAACAGCACUGCUCUAUUGGCAACUACAACUCUUUGGGAAUUACCAGUAUCUCAUGCAAGAUAUAGCCAUUACUUUGAUGGUCUGUUUAACAAUGAGUUCAACUGAUGCCUACCCACAGCUGGCUCCCUAUCGACCCGCAGGACAGCUCCUCUCUCCCCCUUUGCUGCUUUCCGUCUUCCUCAAUUCCUGUUUCACCUGCAUCGUGCAGGUGUGCGCCUUUCUCUAUGUGAAGCAGCAGCCUUGGUACUGUGAGGUCUACCUCUACAGCGGGUGCUUUCUGACCAACCAAAGUAAUUUCUCAACCGAUGUGAGUCUGGGAGGAAAAUGGACUGGAAAUGCUACUCUGGUUCCGGGCUCCGUUUUAAGCUUCGAGGGCACUACUCUGUGGCCCAUUGCUACCCUCAACUGUGUCACCAUAGCCUUUAUCUUUUCCAAGGGCAAACCUUUUCGGAAAGCCAUCUAUACAAACUACAUAUACCAAGGGAUGGAGUUUAUCCCGACUAUAAGGUCAUGGAGAGCUUCAAUUUUGGUGGUGGCCCUUGUUCACUUCUGUGUGGCCUUCUUUGUAGAGGAUGGCAUCCUUCAAAACCGACAGCUCUGGCUUGUGAUCAAGAAAGAAUUUGGAUUCUACUCAAAAAGUCCAUAUAGGAAAUGGCAGAAAAAAUUGGCAGAUGAUGCUACCUGGCCUCCCACAAACAAGACGAUUUAUUCAGGUGAAAGCAGGACGAUUUAUUCAGGGGAUGGAUUCUAUGUCAACAAAGGCUAUGAAAGCCCUGAACAGGUCCCCAAGGAAAAACUCAAAUUGGGAGGCCAAGCCACAGAGCAGCAUUUCUGGACGAGACUGUAAUCAGGAUCGUUGUUGCACAUGUUUCCCAGCAUCAUCUUUUUUCCUCCAAAUUAGGGCCUUGUGGAGAGGUGAGGCUAGCGUACUCUUAUCUUUCUCCCUCUGAGCAUCCAAAAACUCAUUUCUUGGUGUAGUGAAUCUUGCAGCAAAGGACGUUGAAUUUAUCUAUUUUGACUCUUUUACUAUCAAAAGAAAAUGUGCAUCUCUUGGAUCAUCAUUUUUAAUAAACCUUGUAUUGUGUAAAAUGCAUAGCUCCUAAGGUGAUAAAAUUAGAAAUGUGAACAUCAUAGAAGAAA